Molecule: messenger RNA, 2659 nt
Organism: Pyrgilauda ruficollis (rufous-necked snowfinch)
Lineage: Eukaryota; Metazoa; Chordata; Aves; Passeriformes; Passeridae
Gene: CFAP58
Product: cilia and flagella associated protein 58
Exons: 18
Coding region: 41-2659 (872 amino acids)
Cellular component (GO): cytoskeleton
Source: RefSeq, a predicted model, not a curated record
ACCCGCUGCACCGCGCCCGCCACCUCCACCCGACGGCAGCAUGGCUGAGGAAGAGUCUGACAAACCAUAUCUAGAAGAAAGUGCCUUUGAAGCACUGGAAAAGGACUCCCAAGAAUUCAUCAGUAUAUUGAGUAGAGAUGAAGCUCUGGAAAAAUUCCGUGUCGAAUAUGAGAAGCUUCUUGCUAUUAUGAAGAAGUCUCGUGAAAAUGAAAAACAUCUCAUGGAGAAAUGCAGGAAGCUGAGUGCUGAGCUUGUGGAAAAGUCAUCCAAAGUAGCUGUGCUUACCAAACUCACUCAUGAUGAUGGGGAAACUAUAUCAUCAUUGAAGUCGGAGCUUGAAAAGGCCUGGAAAAUGGUGGAUAAAGUCUAUGAAAGGGAACAGAAAACGAAGGAAACAAUUGAUUCACUGCAAAAGGAAAUUUCACGCCUAAAUAAUUUAAUGAAGGAAAGAGCUGGACAGGAGUACAAUGUUGAGGAUUUGCUAAGACUUCAAGAAGAGGUAACAGAAGAGCGAGACCAACUGUUGUCAGAAGUUGUGAAGUUACGUCAAAGUCUCACUGAAAUCACAGAGCAGCAGCAGGAAACAGAAAAGGCAAAAAAUGAAGCAGAGCAAUCUGUUUUGCAGCUUCAGCAAGACAUCCAGCUGCAUCAAAGCGAGGAAUUACGAGAGGCACGAAAGAAGGAAAAAAUGGAGACUGAUCUGAAAAAUCUUCUAGCUGAAAUGGAUAAGAAGCAAGCUGAGGUCCAGAAGUUGCAGCAACAAAUAGAGAAUGACAAAGAGGAACAACUGAAAAUAGAAAAUAAUCUUAAAGAGCAGAAGACCUUGAAUGAAAAAGCUGGUAAGGAACUUGAGCAAUUGAAGAUGAAACAUCAAAAGCUCACACAAGAGAGUGAGCAGCAGAGUGCAAUGCUUGAUGAUGUGAUGAAGGACAUUGGUCAGAAGACGGCACAACUGAAAGAGACAGAGGAUGAAGCAGCUCAUAUGAGCCUUGAAAUUUCAAAGCUGAGCAAAAUGAGAGAUGUUCUCCAGCAUAAGCUGCGUACUGCAGAGGAACAAAAAGUUGAUGCAGAACAUGAAAAAAGCAUGCUAAAAAAUCAAAUAAUCAGACUGGAGAAAGAGUUGGAGACAGGCAAAAAACAGGCAGAGACUGACAAGAGAGCCAUAGAUGGGCUUGUGAGGGAGAGGGAUAUGCUAAACCAGAACUUGAUCAAGGCUACAAAUGCUACUCAGAAGCAGAUAGAUUUGGUGAAGCUCUAUGAACAGUCAAAACAGAACUUGGAGACUGAAAUCCAACAUUAUAAGAUAGAAGCUCAGAAACAAAGGAAAAUUAUUUACCAAUUGGAGAAGGAGAGAGAUAGUUUCAUCAAGGAACUGAGUGAGCUCAAAGAGAAGGUUCUCAAUCACAUGAAAGAUGUUGAAAUGCAUCAAAUUCAGAUCUGCAAUUAUGAGAAGGAAAUAGAAGUGCAAGGGGUUAAACUAAAACAGCAAAAAAAUCUUUGUGAAACUCUGAGAGCAGAGAGGACCCUGUACAGUAAAAAUCUGAUUGAAGCUAAGGAUGAGAUAGCAGAAAUGAUGAUGAAACUGAGAAAUUCCACACGUCAGGUGGAUCAGCUGAAAGAGGAGAUCAAAGAAAAGGAUGUAGCCCUUGAGAAAGUACAAGUGGAAUUCCAGCAGUCAGAGGCUGAGAAAGAGUCGGUGAAAGCUGAACUGCUUAAGAUGACAAAACAGGCUCAUGAAGCCAAAGCCUAUAUUGAGAAUCAAGAGGCAGAAGAGAAAAGACUCCUAAAAAUCAUUUCUGAAGCUGAUGCAGAAAGACUGAAGCAGAAGAAGGAAUUUGAUAAGUUGCUCUGUGAGAGACGUGCCCUGGGGACGCAGCUCAUUCACCGCAACGAUGAGGUGGCGCUGCUCUACGAGAAGAUAAAGAUCCAGCAGGCCAUCUUAAACCGGGGCGAGAGCGAGUACCGGCAGAGGUUGGAAGACAUGAGGAUUCUCAAGCUGGAGAUCAAAAAACUUCGGCGUGAGAAGGGAAUACUUGGCAAGAGUGUGGCUAAUGUGCAGGAGCUCAGAUGGGAGUUUAAUCACAUGCAGAAGGAACUGUUAAAGGAACAGACUCGGUGCAAAAUUUUGGAAGAAGAGCUGCAGAAGCCCUUGCAAGUUCACAGAUGGAGAAAAUUAGAGGCCAGCGACCCCACUACCUAUGAACUGAUUCUGAAAGUUCAGAGACUACAGAAGCGACUUAUCAGCAAGACAGGUGAAGUGAUAGAGAAAGAAUUUCUCCUUCAGGAAAAGGAGAAGCUGUACGUGGAGCUGAGGCACGUGCUGGCCCGGCAGCCUGGGCCCGAGGCCACGGAGCAGCUGCAGCAGUACCGGAACAUCCUCCGGGAGAAGGUGAAGCAGAUCAAAGUUUUGUCCUCAGAACUGAGUAUGUGUGAAACACAGAGCAAAGAAUACAAACAUGAAAUUGAAAGACUUAACAAUGAGCUUCUGGAAGUGAAAAAGAAAUAUCUGUCUCAGAAACGCAAGGAGCAACAGAAGAAGGAGAAGGAGCGAUCCAGCAUUGAUAUGAGGACAAAAUUACCACCCCUCAAGACUGAUGUGCCUCACUUCAACAUAGGGGGCUUUCCUUCAAGCAAACCCAUUCCCAAAAUUGCAGUCUAG